CUUGGUACUGUCAAAAAUCUAAUUGUAUUAUAGGAGACCGGUUUCCAUAAAUCGAAGCAAGAUUUUUAUUAAUUUCCGUCUAGUAUUACGGUACGACCCUAUUUUACUGGUUAGGUACUCGGUGAGAAAAAUGAUAAUAAACCCGUCCUAGUGCGUAAAACCCCCGAGCACGUUGCUACUAUAAAUUCAGAGGCCGAUUCCAUUUUUGGUCAUAAUUGUUCGGGUUUAAGUGCUUCUGAUAAGUGUGUAAAUUUGGAACGACAAUGUUGAAGACUGUAGUAAUAUUCGCAUUUUUGGGAGCGUCAAUAAGAGCUAGUCCACUUUUAGAACAUUACCCUGCACCACUAGCUUUAGCGCACGCCCCUGCUGUAGCUGUGAGACCGCCAGAGCCCUACAAUGCCCAUCCACAAUAUAAAUUCGAAUACGGGAUCAGCGAUGCCCACACUGGCGACCAGAAAACCCAACAGGAAGUCCGCGACGGCGACGUGGUGAAGGGCAGCUACUCCCUGAUAGAACCAGACGGUUCCCGCAGAACCGUGGACUACACCGCCGAUCCCGUCAACGGUUUCAACGCCGUGGUCAAGAAAGAGCCCUUGCAUCACGUGACGCACGCCGCCACUGCUCCCGUGGCCAUAGCGCACGCGCCAGCUCCCUUGGCUAUAGCGCACGCCCCCGCUCCAAUACCUCGCUUAGCUUACGCGCCGGCUCCGGCGCCACUGGCCAUCGCCCACCACGCCCCCUAUGAGUUUGCUCACACUCCAGCUUUUACCUACGCGCACGCCCCUGCCUAUUUCGCCCCACAUCCCGCCCCCGUCACGUACGCCCAUGCUCCGCUGGCGUAUGGUGGCGCCAUCAGUCAUCACACUCAAACUAUCCUCCACUGAUAAUGAGAAAAUGAAGGCUCGAAACGUUUACUGAAGAAUACCAGUUUGAUAUUAA
Sitophilus oryzae (rice weevil) is the source of this 939-nucleotide messenger RNA. Its product is annotated as cuticle protein 7-like. Lineage: Eukaryota; Metazoa; Arthropoda; Insecta; Coleoptera; Curculionidae. Gene Ontology annotation, cellular component: extracellular matrix. The coding region runs from base 264 to 884 and encodes 206 amino acids. The record is from RefSeq and is a predicted model, not a curated record. The transcript has 4 exons.